CUAUGUAAUUUAACUUUAUGGAAAAAUGAUAACUUUAUAAAUUUGUACAGUUUUAUAAAGUAAUUGAUUAUUUUAGUUAAAACUUUCUAUAGUUUAAAACUGAGAAAGAAAUUUCGAUUUGAAUCGAAAAUGCACCAUUUGUAAUUAUGGGAAAUAUUUGGAAAAAAUUAAUACACAUUCUACCGAAAGGAAAGAGUUUUCAAUUAACAUUUUUUUCGAAUAAAAAGAUGAAUUAUGAGCCAAAGAGAAAAUUAAUUCGCAUCGACGAAAAAUGCUACAGUUUCUCUAAAACCAGAACUUCAUCUCAAGAUUCUGAAAAUUCCGAGGAGGAAUCAAUUAAUGAAGAUUCUAAUUCUACUAUUACGGAUAUUGAAAUUUUUCCUCAUUCUGAAGGAAAAUAUAAACAUACAUUCUACGUUCCUAGAGGAUUGUUGUCAUUAGUCACGGGUCCAAAAGGGUCAACGAAAGAGAGGAUAGAAAUUGAUACGAAUACAUCAAUAUUGAUACCGGAAAGAAAACAAGAUAGUGAUAUAGUUGUUAUUGGUUCGAAAGGCGAGGAAAUAAUAUCUGCAAGGCAUCAAAUUGAUAUUUUAACGAAAGAAUCGAGAUUUAAAGUGAGAUGCACUCACUUUAUUUCCAUACCAAUGAAACACGAGCAUGUAAUUAGUAAUUUUAAUAAUUUCAAAACAGAAGUUUUGACAAAUAGUGGCAAGGAAUCGAGAGGAGUGAAAGAAACUCUUUUUCAAAAGGAGGGAAGAUUACAUCUCACUCUCGACGUCUUGUGGUUAUUUGAUGAAGACGAGGAAAGCAAUGCUGUCGAAAUUCUCAAUUCAUGUAAAACUGAAAUUAUCCAGCCUUUUAUCGAAAAAAAUGGACCAAUUACCAUUGAAGCGAAAGGAGUCACAUGUAUGAAUAAGGAUCCAACUAAAGUGAAUAUAUUGUACGCAGGAAUUGUCGACGAACAAGGACUUCUUCAGGAAUUGUCAGACAAUAUCGUGGAAUAUUUUGCAGAAAAGGGAUUAAUGAAGAAAAAAUCAGAAAAAGUAAAACUUCACAUGACAGUAAUGAACACGCUCUUUGCGAAAUUAAAAGAGAGAAAAAGAAAGAAGAGUGGCAGAGUAAAACGCGAAACCUUUGAUGCAACGAAUAUAAUUGAGGCCCACAAGGAGACUAAUUUUGGAAAAGUUGAUUUGUCUAUAAUUCAUUUAUCACAAUUUAGUGUAGACGAUAGUGGUUAUUACAAAUCAACAGGAAAGGUCGUUAUCGCAGAAAGUUAAUGCAUUUAUUUUCCGAUAAGAACUAUUAAUUCAAUUACAAAAUCACGAAAAAAACACUACUGAGAGUCAUAAUAUUAAGAGAUAAAUUUUUCUAAACGAGUAUAGAAUGAAGUGCUGAUAAGGUUAAUAACACGAUUGAGAAAGAAGUAUUUACACUCUUCCAUUGUCAUAUCGACACUCAUGAAACGAUUUCUACAGCCUCAAACAGAAUGUGUUCACGAGUUACCACUGAAUGACAGAGAAAAAUUAGAACACAAAAUCAAAAUUAUUUUUAACACCAAAUUUCAUCAAUGAAAUCAAAUCAUUUUAAUCUUAUCAUUCAAGAAAACUCCACUAAUCAUUAAUAUCAGAAACAAAUUUAAAUAAAUGAAACAAUAUGUGAUAAUGAAUAGAAAAAAAUAAGUUUUACGAUAGUGAUAAGAACUCAAAAGAGUUCUAUUUGUGAAAUUGAUUAACAAAAAAACGGCCUAAUCUCAGUUUUGAAAAAAGGGAAUUUUUGAUGUGAAUAAUGAGAUAUAUUUGAAUCAUUCGAAGUUCAAGACAAUUAUGAAUCAAUAUAGUU
Molecule: messenger RNA, 1839 nt
Organism: Leptopilina heterotoma
Lineage: Eukaryota; Metazoa; Arthropoda; Insecta; Hymenoptera; Figitidae
Product: activating signal cointegrator 1 complex subunit 1-like
Exons: 7
Coding region: 147-1277 (376 amino acids)
Biological process (GO): regulation of DNA-templated transcription; DNA alkylation repair
Cellular component (GO): nucleus
Molecular function (GO): RNA binding
Source: RefSeq, a predicted model, not a curated record